AAAGCAUUCUUGACUCACACUCAUAAACAAUACGUGUGUGUGUGUGUGUUUCGGCUCUUUCAAUCUUUUUCUAGAAUUAUGCUCACUGCUUUUCUGCUCUUCCGUCCAUCUUCAGACCUCUAAUUCUCUGGCUAUGGUGAAAUGCCAUUAUCCUGCCAAGUUUCACUAUAAGUCGUUCUCACAAGUGUCCUUUAUGUGGCUGUUUUUAAAUUACUUGCCCACAUCUUAGAGCUUGUCUCCAUAUAGGCUGGGUGAUAGCUCUUUUACAUCUUCUGAUCCCUCACCAUCCCAGUGCUGGCAGUUUUGUGGAGUUUCUCGCUUAAACUCGAUAUCUGAUUUCUAUGGAAUACAGUAUGAAUGGAAUGAGUGAAGACCAUUCCUCCCUGGGCAGCUCAACAAAGAGGCCAGAAGGCCACAAAACCCGCUACAAUAAGGAUGUCAUGCCAGGGAGUGAGCUUUGGACGGAUGGACUUAUUUGUGCUUUUGAAUUUGUGCGGGGGCGUAGGAGAUCAGUACGGUCAAAAUCUUAUUCCAAGAUCUUGUCAAUCCCUCAAGUAGACACUGGGAAUGUCACUACACCCAUGCCUACUCAUGGAGGGGUUGAACCUCCUGCUCAGAGAAAAAGCAUGAUAAAUUCCAAAGAUCCAGCAACUCUUCAUGAGAUUGGUGCUUCCGGGAAUGGUGCUUUGGAUAGUGAUGCAGAUAGACCAAACUUGCAACCAGACUGUUUGCAUUCUGUGGAAAGGUUUGAAGGUAGUCAUUGGAUUCCAAUUGGAUGGGCUAGAAUUUCUGAACUUGUUCAAACUGUGCAAAUUGAUGCUGGAUGGUCUGAACAGCAAGUUGAUUUGAUGGAUGAUGAAGAGGACCUCACAGUUGCUGAUUUAGCUGCUCCUUACUGGGAGCGUCAAGCUGGGCCCACAUGGUGGUGUCAUGUUGCUGCAGGGCAUCCAUGUGUAGAUGCAUGGCUCAAAAGUGCCCAGUGGCUGCAUCCUGCAAUUUCUGUUGCAUUAAGAGAUGAAAAUCGACUAAUAAGUGACCGGAUGAAGCAUCUCCUUUAUGAGGUACCAGUUAGGGUGGCUGGGGGCCUAUUGUUUGAGCUCUUGGGGCAAUCAGCAGGAGAUCCAUAUGUUGAUGAAGAUGAUAUACCCAUAGUUCUUCGUUCUUGGCAAACACAUAACUUUCUGAUUUCUGCUCUGCACGUGAAAGGUUCUGCAUCAAGAAUCAAUGUUUUGGGCAUCACAGAAGUUCAGGAGCUACUUGUAGCUGGUGGUUACAAUGCUCCAAAAACAGUACAUGAAGUUAUUGCACAUUUAGCUUGCCGUCUUGCUCGAUGGGAUGACAGAUUGUUCCGAAAAUCGAUAUUUGGUGUGGCUGAUGAAGUGGAAUUGAAAUUUAUGAACAGGAGGAACCAUGAGGAUUUGAAUCUUUUCGGCAUAAUUCUGAACCAAGAAAUCAGAAAGUUAUCAACACAGGUCAUCAGGGUGAAAUGGUCACUUCAUGCAAGAGAGGAGAUUGUGUUUGAACUUCUCCAGCAUUUGAGAGGAAAUACAGCUAGAAGUCUGCUAGAAGGAAUUAGAAAGAGUACAAGGGAGAUGAUUGAAGAGCAAGAAGCAGUUCGAGGCCGUUUGUUUACCAUCCAAGAUGUCAUGCAGAGCACUAUUCGUGCAUGGUUGCAGGAUAGAAGCCUUAGAGUCACGCAUAAUUUGACUGUUUUUGGUGGAUGUGGCCUUGUGCUUACCAUUAUCACUGGCUUAUUUGGAAUCAAUGUUGAUGGGAUUCCUGGAGCUGCGAACACGCCAUAUGCAUUUGGGCUGUUUUCGGGCGUACUUUUUUUCUUAGGUAUUGUGCUAAUAGUGAUUGGAUUGCUCUAUUUUGGGUUAAAAAAUCCCAUCAGCGAGGAGAAGGUUGAGAUUAAGAAAUUGGAAUUGCAAGAGAUGGUAAAGAUGUUCCAGCAUGAAGCAGAGACUCAUGCCCAGGUCCAUAAACCAGUAUCUCGACAUAAUCUGCCCCCAACAGCAGCUGACAAGUUCGUACAGGAAGCAGAUUAUCUUCUCAUCAGCUAACGGGAAAUGAGAUGUAUCAACUAUCAUUAAUUUGAAGUUUAGAGUAGAACUUGCCUUAUUUCUCUUUUGUAGGAAUCGACUUGUUGGACUUAAAAUGAAAGAGACGAUUUGAGCUGAUAAAAAUCAGGCAUAUUUCUGACAUCGUGUAAUUAACCUGCAUGGUCAAAUCCUCUUUUAGAGAGUCCCAUUAAAAAUCCGCUUACUGAUUGACGUCAAGAAUUAUUGACUAUUCCAUCAUUUACUUAAUGUUU
Messenger RNA from Coffea eugenioides, 2314 nucleotides. RefSeq lists its product as uncharacterized. The transcript is spliced from 8 exons. Lineage: Eukaryota; Viridiplantae; Streptophyta; Magnoliopsida; Gentianales; Rubiaceae. Gene Ontology annotation, cellular component: membrane. The record is from RefSeq and is a predicted model, not a curated record. Gene Ontology annotation, molecular function: metal ion transmembrane transporter activity. Gene Ontology annotation, biological process: transmembrane transport; metal ion transport. Bases 342 to 2063 code for a protein of 573 amino acids.